AUGAUUGCAAAAGCUAUGGCAACUCCUUGCGGCGAAUAUCGAAAAGAGAUCCAAAAAUGUAACGCUCAAACAGGAAGCCAAAUGGUGAACCAAUGUUCUAUGUCCACGAUACAAAAUCAAACUACCUCAACGGCACCGAUGCGACCUAGAUCUCUUUACACGGCACAUAGUUACCACACACAGGCAGAUGAAACCAAUUUUCAGCGAUACAGUGAAUUUUCCAAAUAUUUCGAAGCACCUCCUUCAGAACAAUGGGGCGGAUUGGGUGGUGCAACGCCUUAUUCUAAUUCGACAGGACUCUGGCGACAACCACGUAACUGUAAAACUAUAUCGCCAUACUACGAGGAAACGUGUGUUUUUGCGGAAAAUUGGCGAGAACAUGAUACCGAUGCUGCGAUCGUUACUACACCACAUGGUAUAAUUUCCUUAAGACUUCGCAACAGGAUCCGAGUCGACAUGACGAUCGAUCGUGCAGUUAGAGUAAUAAAUUUUAAGAAUAAUAUUGUACUAUCGUUGAGUGGUUCUGGAGCAGCUGCAGCAUUGUUACAUCCAAAUGGAAGAAUAUAUCAGUAUGGUUCACGGGUUGAAAUCUUAGCUCACGACGCCCACGGCAAUAAUAAAUAUGCAAAAAUGUGGUAUAAAGGAGUCAGCUUCACUUCCGAGCAGUGCGCUCUUGUUUAUUUAGUUGAUACGGCAGGAACGAGAACAACUACCGACUCAUUCUCCGAUAUGAGCCAGGACUUUUCUUUAAGUGUUUUUUACUCUCGCUCUCGUCAUGGUCCAGCAUGUUUACAGGAAGCUGCUGCUGCUUUAAACGCUGCUCAAUAUUGGUUGACUAACGAGGGUGUGGAGAACUGGAUUGUUAAUAAUGUUCGAGUUUCUCAAACACCUGAUGGUCUUGUUAGGAUCGCACGUAACAGUAACAAGUAUCAAUUACGCACGUCACCUAGUAAUGGCACAGCUUCACUGACAACUCCAUUUUUACAUUGCACCGCAUCCCUGGGUCAGACAUCUCAUCUAUUUGUACGUCGAGGCGAACGGCGCAUGCAUUACGAUGGAACUAGUUUUAUCGUACGAAAUGCAGGUCACAGUGCUGGAUUUGACGACAAUAAUCAACUAAAAGUUUAUUAAUAAAUUCUAG
This is a messenger RNA of Megachile rotundata (alfalfa leafcutting bee), 1141 nucleotides long. It is a transcript of the gene fest, whose product is annotated as wurstfest. NCBI's taxonomy places the organism in Eukaryota, Metazoa, Arthropoda, Insecta, Hymenoptera, Megachilidae. The record is from RefSeq and is a predicted model, not a curated record.